This is a messenger RNA of Pelagomonas calceolata, 1185 nucleotides long. The record is from the annotation of a GenBank genome assembly. Lineage: Eukaryota; Pelagophyceae; Pelagomonadales; Pelagomonadaceae.
ACUCAGAUACUCGCGCGCGUGCUGGAGUACGCGUCCGUCCCAAAGGAAGCGGCUGCGCGCAAGUGGCUCGUCAGCAGGGCGUGGUUGCGCGCUCACGACACCCCCGCACUCUGGCGGACGCUCAAGCUCACAGCGCUUCCGGCCGACAAUGGGCGUGCGCACUGCACAUGCGCCGCGUGGGCGCGGGCGCCCCAGAGAUUGCGGUCUGUGGUCGAGCGGCACACGCGCUGCGUGAUGAUUACCGACGGCGGUCCCUCAGGCGCUACCCGUAUUUCCGAGGGACCCUAUCACCUGGGCAGCGGUCUCGCAGGACAAAAUUUUGCGCGUCUGGAUAAAGUCGUUUGUUGCGUGGAGUGCGGGAAUAGUGCACAAGGCUACGCCGCGGACCGCGCUGCGCUACAGCCCUUGUUCGGUGUUGCUUGUCUCAGUAGUUAUCUGAGUCAUCAUGGCGAUGACCAGACCUUCCUCUGCGCGGAGCGCGCCGAAGACUUCUUACAAAACUUUCCGAACGUUCGCCGUCUCCAGUUACCGGACGAAUAUGUGCCAAUCUUCAUGCGUGCGGAGCACGCGACUCGCUUCUUUUAUCACGGCCUCCUGGUACCGGACGAUGGCAACGGGCGUGGGUUCUUGGACCGCCAGCGUGUCACGCAACUGGUGGAGCUCAGCGGGCUCAGGGGCGCUUGCUUUGUCAAUGGAACUGUCCCUGCGAAUCUUCUGCCCCACGUGUUGCACCUAGUGUUAAACGAGUCCGAAUUGCAGAUUCAGAACCUGGAGCCUCUGUUUGCAAACGUCUCUGCGGCAUGCCCGGUUCUCGAAAUGCUGACGUUGACUAUUGAUAGUGAGUACGAUACUUGGCGCCUGCGAGAUAACUAUUCGGUGUUCGCGCACGCGCCACCGCGUCUCAAGGCGCUUAUCUUGUGUUUUGAUGGCGUGAAUUUACCAUGUGAAACGUCCGCGCAAUUUUUGGAGCUCGUUAACACGUACUUGCCGGCCGGCGUCCAGGUGCACGUCUCUGCCGUCAUUCAUAAGAGUUAUCGACGACGAGGGACGGAUCGUGCUCAGGGAUGGCGAGUGUUGCAAGACGGGGUGCCCCAAGCGCCCUGGGCGCCUGAUACAUGGCCCGUCCUAGGAGAAAGCUACGACGACGCGGCGCUCGCGCGGGCGUCGUUCACUCCCUCGUCAUGA